Messenger RNA from Cylicostephanus goldi, 473 nucleotides. NCBI's taxonomy places the organism in Eukaryota, Metazoa, Nematoda, Chromadorea, Rhabditida, Strongylidae. The record is from the annotation of a GenBank genome assembly.
AUGGGAGGACCGAAAUGCCAGGAAGUUUUACGAAAUGCUCUUGCUAAGGGUGCAGAUAAAGCUAUUCACAUUGAGACUACGGAUGCUGAAGUUCCCAUGUUAGAGCCACUUCAUGUCGCCAAAGCUCUCCAAAAAAUUGUUGAAAAAGAGAAAUUUGAUGUAGUUUUUCUUGGAAAGCAGGCGAUAGAUGACGAUGCUGGCCAAACACCACAGCUUCUUGCUGGGUUAUUAGAAUGGCCGCAAGCUUUGUACGCCAGCAAGGUCGAGAAAGCAGAUGAUACCCACUUGCAAGUAUCAAGAGAAAUUGAUGGAGGUAUGGAUGUUGUGAAGGUCGAGAAAGCAGAUGAUACCCACUUGCAAGUAUCAAGAGAGAUUGAUGGAGGUAUGGAUGUUGUGAAGGUAAGAAUCAUCUUCCCAUACAUGAUUUCUUUGAAUGGUUUUUCCCUUCUAAAAGGCAUUUUUGCCUAUUAGUG